UCUCGUUACUAUGCCAACCGCAUAACAUCGAGGACACCGGAGGUUACAUGUGAGACGUCGAGAAUGGAGAGCGGCAGUUGGCAAGAGUCGUUUCUCGUCCUGAGAGAUUAUUUCGUAGGCUCCAAUGGCAGUAGCGAUGCCGCCAACCCUGCUCACCUGGUCCUGUUUGCAGAAAACGCAGCAAAAGAGGGGCACGCCAGUCUAGCAGGAGAAUGUCUGGAUCUGUACUUUAGCCUCAGCCCACCAAUCAAUCAGUUCCUGAUUAGAGCCCACCUCUGCCGAGCUCUUGUUACAGCUGGUACCCCCUCUUUGGAACCAGAGGAAGGAUUGCAGAGAGCUGUGGAGUCUAUUGUGACUGCUGUUGAUAUUGCUAAAAAGUCAGAGUGCUAUCAUUUCCUGGUCCACAAUGCCUCGGUCCUCCUGUGGCAGAUCUGUCGACCUCACCGCAGGCCUGGCUGGACAGGUCUGACUGUGGGUGGUUGGCAGAGUGUGGCCAAGGCCCAGGAGACCUGCAGGGAGGAAGACCACUCUUGGAGACUCGAUAUUCUCCUGGCCCUGAUGGAGAGUCAGGUGGACGCUGGUCUGAAGGAAGAGGCCGGGAAGACGUGUGUCUCUGCCCUCCAACUGGCCCGCAAGAGGCUCCCAGACAGACUCCUGGGUGUGGUGAAACUCUGCCUGUUCUACAGACUCGGGGAAGGGAAGAGCGCUGAAAAAGAGUCAAAGUCCCUCCCAGAGUUCCCUGUCGUGUCAAAGCUGUACAAACUGAAGCAUGACCUGUCUCAGGGGUCUCGUGGGAGGCAGAGCGAGGCAGAGUCCCAGCUGAGGAAACUGGUGGAUACUCUCACUGCCAAGACACCAGCCAGGAAGACCCCUGGCCCCAGUAAAACCUCUCUACAAACUACUUCAUCGCAGGAGAGCAAGGCAGAGAUUCUACUGGAGAUUGCCCAGGUGUGUGUAGAGCAGGGUUUUGUGGAGCUGGGAGGAGACUGUGUUGCAGGUGUACCAGAGGUGGCUAAUGCGUCGCGGCUACAGCUCCUCAGACACAUUGUCACAGCUCAGCUCAGCCUACUGAAGAGGGCAGCACGCCUCCCUCUGUACUCCAGAGCUGCUGUUCAGGUUCGUGAGGAGACGAUGGCUCAGUUGGAGAACUGUCUGACAGCUGCCCAGAGACUGGGAGACCAGGAGCUGGUCCAGCAUGUGUGUGUGGUUCUCUGGGGAGUGUGUCUCCCGUUGCUUCAACCCAACCUCCGGUCUCUCCUGUCACACGUUCUCUCGGAAACUAGCCUCUGCUCUGGAGCAGGUGGACAGUCUUCAGCAUGGGCUGCGCUGUGGAGUCCACAUGGAGCUGGCUAAAGUGUGCGCUGACCAAGACCAGCUACAAAUGGCACUAGAGCACGUCAAUAAGGCACAAGAGCUCGACAGAGAGUGUGAAUGGAGUGAGGAGUUGAUGUGGCUGGGCGAGAGACUCAGGCUGAGGUCUGAGCUCCAUCUCACUCCUCCCUCCACCCUCCAACAGGCCACCCAGCUACUGGAACAGGUGAAGUCGGUUGGCGGAUUUGGUUCAAAAGAGGAGAUGAGAGCAGUGUUGGCAAAGGUUGGGUCACUGUUGGCUCCCAGACAGUUCACAGUGGCCAUUGGAGACAAGGCAGAGGAGACUUCUCAAACUGAGGGUGACACAGCAAGGGAGAUAGAAGAGGGGGGUGGGGAGAAGGGGGAGAAGGAGAAGGAGGGAAAAGAACAAGAGGGGACGGAGGGGGAGGAGGAGAAGGAGGAGAAGGAGGAGCCUGAAACGACAGGGAAGGACGGAGAGAAAGAGUAUCAAGUAUUGAAACAACAAAUUCAGGCCCAUAAGAUAGAAGUAGGGUCAACUGAUGAUGUCGACAGGUGUAGGCUGUGGGCUGAUCUGGCAAAGUUUGCCCGAAAGUGCCAAGUGUGGGAUGUCGCUUUUGUUUCGGCCAAGUUCUGCCUGACAUACGAUGACAAUAGGUGGACAGUGUCUCCAGUGAAAACAGGCACCCAGCCUUCCAAGACGGGCUCCAAGUCAAAGCUCCAGAAGUCCAGUUCGGUGAGCGUGAACCGAUCACGCAGCGACGUGUCGACUAGAUCAUCGUCUCUGAGUGUGGCGGGUGCAGUGUCUCUGGCCUCUGGUCCCGCUGCAGAGAGAGAGGCGGGGAGACAGCGGGGGAGAGAGAGACUCUGCAGAGAGCUCCUCAGAACACUGGCACAAACACACUUCAUCCAUGCUGAGUGUGCCGUGUACCAGCUAAAGGAGAGUGGGCAUCAUUUGGGAGAUGGACUUCCUCCUCUAUCUCCUUCCACUUCAGACCAGCAGGAUGCAGAGAACAAGGACAAAUUGGUGGUGUGGCCUGGGAACCUAUCCUUAGAUGCCUACUCCAGUUUCCACCGUGGUGGGGAUCUGGGUGUCUCUCUCGGCGAGCCCUGGCUGGUGGCCAACGCAGCCACCUACCUCUCAAACUACAGCCAGCAUCUCCUGGAGGCCGGAGCUCUCUCGAGGCUGGUGCCAGUCUUCAGACCUCUACUGGACAGUUUGACUGCUGCCACACAGCUCCACACUGGAUCUCACGACAUUGGUGGUGAGUUGGUGUGUCAUGUGAGUACAGUCCUCGCUGGAGGCCUGGUUCAGAAAUGGACCCCCUCACCUCCCGACCCCACCAAAACAGACCCCACAUCCAAGGAGAAUCUAGGGGGCCGAAAAUCAGGUCGAGGGACUGCAACUGGGAAGAAGAAAGGAGGAGGAGGAGGAGAGACUCAGCUCCAAGUCUCCCCUGAUGGUGCGCCGGAACUGGAGGAAGCUCUGGGGGUGUGUGAGAGAGGCCUGGCCCUGGCAAGAGACCUCCCUCUGGGUGUGCGGGCCCCUCUCCUCGCUGUGUGGGUCUGCUGCCGGCAGCUGCUCCACCAACCCAUCCCCAGCAACACACUCGGAGUGGAGGAGAAGGAUGGAGAGGACGGUAGUGUGGCAGGUCAGGCCAGAGCAGUGGUGGCAGUUGAGAUGCAGAGUCUGCUGGGAAACAGGAUAUGGGAGUUCCCAGACUCACCCACACUCAAUGAUACAUUUGACAUGGUGAGUUCCAGCAAAUGGAGUGAGGAAGAUUCGGUAUUGGAGCUGGAGUUACUCACCCGCACUGCCAGACUUGCUCUGCUGCAGAAGAACUACACUUUGGUAGGUAAAUGUGUCAGUCAAGCAUUGGCUGGAGAGCAGAGCAGAGCAGGUAGUGAGGGGGCAUCAGAGAAGAAGAAGAAGAAGAGGGGGAAGAAGGAGGCACAAUGUGAGAGAGAGCUCCUCAGCUCCAUCUGCUCGCUGCACGGCCAGACUCUGGCAGCUCAGGGAGCGGGGAAGACGGUGGCAGCCAGGGCUGCUAUGGAAGCUUUCCUCCAGAGUGCAAAGUAUGGUAGAGAUGCAGGGAGCUACCAACGUACAAUAGAGGCAGCCAGACACUACGGGAACGUGUGUCGAGAGCUGACAGAGACAGCUCUUGACAGAGAGACUCUGCGACAACCCCUCACUCAACUCCUCGCCAUCCUCACCUCCUUCCUACCCUGUCGCUCCUCCAGACACUCCUCAGGACAGGAGGACGUUUGUGAAGAGGAUUUGCAGCUGAACGUGGCCUUUUACAACAUCCUCUUUCAAAUCUACAUUGACAAGGGAGAGUGGGCAGAAGGUAUGAAGGCGGUGGAAGAUGCCAUGUGGGCCACCCCAAGAUCCAUCCACCAGUGCUUGGCAGAGUACAAGCUGAUAUUCAAGAGUCGGAUGGGGAAAGAUGUAGCUGCAGACAUGAUCAGGUUUCAGGAUGCUCCAGAAGAAGAGAGGGCGAGACUGUGGUACAAGGUGGCGUGUAACUCCUCCCACCCUCGACUGCAGCUCACCGCCUUCCAGAACUCCAUCAAUACACUCACUAGUCCAGAGUAUGUGGUGGUGAAGAUCGACUAUCUUCUGGCUCUGAGCGAGUGGCUCUACUGCCACCAGUUCCCCGUGGAAGAUGCUCUGAGUCACCUCCGGUGGGCUCUGGCUCUGCUGAUGGACACAGUAAGGGAGGAGGGGAAGAGAGAAGUGGAGGAGGAGGAAGGAGGGGAAGAUGGACGAAGGGAAGCUAAAUUUGAGUGUGGUGUACUGGCAAGGGAGAAGGCCGUGUACAUCCUGGUGAUGAUGGCCAAGCUGCAGGGUAAGGGCAGUGGAGGGCACAGGGAGAGCUGUCUCGCUGCUCUGGCCCACUGUUGUCUAAUGUGGAAGGCAAUACUGGACUCAUACGGCGGGUCUGUGUCUGACAAAGCCAGUGUAACCCUGCCAUCAUCAAUACAAGAAUGGGUUGACUUUACCCUUACUGACGAGCUGAGAGACUUUGUAAAAUCAGCUGAAGAUGACUGCAGCAUCAUUAGAACACCAGGCCUCACGUCCCACUGUCUGGGAGCUCUGAGUGACGAGUUGUGUGGCAGUGGUCUCCAGGGGUUGGCCCUGCCAGCCGAGACACUCAGACUCCUGCUGGUGGAGUCCCUCGUACAGAGCACCGCCAACUCACAGCUCAUCCAACUCAGGUUGGCGACCAUGUGUGAUGUGAUAGGUGCUCGGAAUGCCGCCGAGGAGCACCGAAAGCUGACCGGACCAGUGUUUCUCAACCCAGAUGAAAUGGCCAGAUCACGUGCUGAGAUUGCCCACCACCAGCAGAAGCAAGAGAUGGCCAAGACAGAGGGGUCAAAGGACAAAUCCCCUGAGUCACUGGCUAGGAAGGAGUCGUGGUCUCUCUCCCACUCUCCCAGAGACCCGAUGGGGAAACCGAUCUUGCACCAAGUGUGGGUGGAGACAGCAGCUCUACUGGUGAAACAGGGUCUGUGGGAGGUUGCUAGGGAGCUACUACAAGAGGCCAAGUUAUCCUCCCAGGUAAAGAUAUCACCACUCUGUUUGUAUAUGGCUCCGAUUCGAUCGGCAUAGAUUGAAAACUCACAACCACCUCACACACAACUAAUACGGCAUACUUAACCAUAACAUGGUGGGAGACUCACAACGGUGGUCACAGAAGUAUGGGCAUUGACCAUACUUCUGACUCGAUCAUUAAACAGUCGUUGGUAACUUUCACUCAAAUUUGAAGGACAGCACUAUUGUAUGUAUACAGAAAUCAGAGGGCCCUAACAUUAAGUCACACCAACGGUAUCUUGGUGUCACUGUUGGUGUAUGUCUGCAGGUAUUAGGAGACAGAGAAACUGAUGGGUAGACUGCUGUUGACACAGGCCUCUCUGGCUGCGGCUGAGAAGAGAGUGGGUGACUGCAUCACUCAUGUCUGUGAGGCUCUGAGGCAUCCACUGAGUCUGGAGGUGUGGGAGGAGAGUCUGGAGCUCAUGUUGAAGGCGGCAGCCUCGCACCCGAGUCCCUCUCUCGGAAACUCUGCUGUGGCAGCAGUGGAGGGUUCCCUCGCCUCCCUCAACUCCCUUCUCCUCAGGAGGAACAGCAACGAGGCACUGAGGCUGGAGGCUGUACAUGCCACACUGAGGGCCAGAUUGGUAGCCCUCAAGGCUCACAUGAUUCUCAGCUGCAGUGAGAAGAGCACGGACAAGCUUGAGCAACUCUGUCAGGAGAUGUCUGUCAGUACGGGAGACUUGCUUCGGCUGGGAAGACGAGAGGAGGCAGCCUGUGUCAUGCUGGACCAUGCCAGGAUCACGAUGAGAGCAUUGAGUAGCUCCACUGAUGAUACAAGUCACAAAGCCAGUCUUCUAAGGGCAGUGGAACUGGUAAAGGGGGCAGUUGAUACACUACAAUCGAUGCUCAAAGAUACCCUUUCCUUGUGUCAACUACCUGAUGGUCUGUAUACAGCAGGAGAGGGAUUGCUAGUAGAGGCAGAGCUGGUGAUGGCCAAUUUUCUGCUCCAUAUCUCUGAGAGGUACGUGGAGGAAGAGAGACAAGAGAGAACAAAACAACAGCAAAAGAGCUACACACAGCAGAUGAUUGAUGAUUAUGUCAGGGUGGCCCCGGAGCACGGAUCAGUAGAGGAUGUAUGGAACAGAGUGGCCAGUGUGGCAGCAGAGAAGGCUCUUGCUCUCCUAGCAUCCCUCCUCACUCGAAGUGCAGUCCAGUCUCGGGCACCACUGAAAGCCAGAUGUGUGUAUGGGAGAGGGAGGGCCCAGUUGCUGAUGGCACGGCAGGCCAACCCAGACUCCCCCUGUGUGUGGAGACAGAGAGAAGAGGCCGAUGGCACUGAUGGAGUCCCUCAGACAGUGGAUGGAGGAGAGGUAGUGGGGGCAGCCACUGCGAGCCAAGUUAACAGUAUUUCACACCAAGAAGUCAAAAUAGCACAGUCUGAGUCAGUCCAGUAUCUGGCUCGAGGGUCUCAGUCACUGAGAGAGCCACUGACUCUGGCCCUCCAAUCCAGAGACAUGAACGUUGCAGCAAUGGCAGCGAUGAAAAUUGUGGAAAGUUGUGGAACCAGUGAUGCCCAGUCAACAGCACUUCACCUCGCAGUCUACCAGAGUUGUGUGGCGUCUCAGGGCUUACUCCAGCUGCUCCGGGAGAUCCUGUGUGAUCCAUCACAGUCCAGACUGGCAGUUCUCCUGCACCAGCACUCACAGCUUACCUCCCCCUCUCCCCUCUCCCCUUCUCCCCCCUCCCCUCCUCCCCCUCCACUGCUGCUGGAGGAACUCACUGAACAACUCAACACCUACACAUGUUGGCAUAGACUGGGAGUGAGUGCAGACUAUAUGGACCUUCUGAAACACUUCCCACCACACUUCCGAUUCCUCGUACUGCAACACUCAGACGACAAAUCACAUCUCUACUCUGCCUACCUCGUUCCACCUCAACCUCCACCUCCUGCUGCUAAAAAGGGCGGACCCCCACCCGUUGCAGUCUCUGAGAUGCCAGUGGUAGCUCGUGUGGCUGUGUCAACUGACGACAGGGAGAGGCUGGUGAAUAUGGUAGCCUCCAGUCACAGGCUACAGACCCAGCAGCUCCUGAAGCCGCUGGGCGACUCAUCCCCAUUUGAUUCCACGGUGAACCAUCAGUUCAGCAGUAUUAAAGAGGCAAUGGACAACUACCUCACACCUGCACUGGAACCCAUUUCAACUGCAUUGCUGGAGAAGAGUGAUCAAGGGUUGACUGUUGUCCUGUUGGCUGACUUUGACUUGUUGCAACUACCUCUGGAAGCCAUGAGUCUGCUGCAGUCUCAGUGUGUAAAGUCUGUUUCAAGAGAUUUUUCACUUCAAAUGCAAUAUCAUCGAAUCCAAAAAUUCUUGGUUGAAGAUGAAGCCGUCAGCGCAACGAAGAAAGGAAAAUUCCAGCUCCAACCAUCCUUCCUCCAGUCAAACAUCACAAAUUUCAAGUAUAUUCUGGAUCCAAGAUGUGAACUAAGCAAUGACUCCGGGAAUGAAGGACAACAACCAGCUUACAAGAUUAUGUCUCAGAUAAAUGCGUUUCCAAAGAUAACAUCAAAGUGGACUGGGCAUAGAGGAACUACCCCUGAACAAGCCAUGAGCUCAAGUCAGUGGUACCCUAUUGUCGAGCAGUGCUCUGGAUUUCUGUUUCUUGGGAGUGAACGGUUGGCAGCUCACUUUCCUCCUGGCCAGCUUGCCUCUCUUUCCAUGCAAGAUUGCAGUAUUGCCAUUGUCAUGGACCACAUGCACACACUGAAAAGUUCUCUCACACAGUCUAAGUUGGAUCUACAUAAGAGUAAAGAAGAAAUAGAGGCAGAACAAAGCCUGCAGACUGCUGCUCUGCUGUCUCUGGCAGGAGUGAGCUGCCUCUUAUCUCGACAGUGGAGCUCCACUGUGGACUCCUGCACAGACACUGUGUGCAACUUCCUCAAAAGUACCCCAAAUUAUUGUCUGGUGGAGUCGGUGGUGUGGCUGACAUGAAGUGGAGCGAGACCAGAGAGCAGAGCCAGCUGGUAACCGACUCAGACACUCAGGAGAUGCCAAAUGAACCCAGCAAAGAACAAAAGGACCAUUCAUCAGUGUUCAAUAGUGUUGUGUACGGGCUCCCCCACCUUGCACUUACCCUCCCUACCCAAUGAGCUUUGACACCGGCA
This is a messenger RNA of Geodia barretti, 8027 nucleotides long. NCBI's taxonomy places the organism in Eukaryota, Metazoa, Porifera, Demospongiae, Tetractinellida, Geodiidae. The record is from the annotation of a GenBank genome assembly.